Apodemus sylvaticus (European woodmouse) is the source of this 5547-nucleotide messenger RNA. RefSeq names its product EMAP like 4 (gene Eml4). Bases 254 to 3220 code for a protein of 988 amino acids. NCBI's taxonomy places the organism in Eukaryota, Metazoa, Chordata, Mammalia, Rodentia, Muridae. Gene Ontology annotation, molecular function: microtubule binding. Gene Ontology annotation, cellular component: mitotic spindle. The transcript is spliced from 24 exons. The record is from RefSeq and is a predicted model, not a curated record. Gene Ontology annotation, biological process: microtubule cytoskeleton organization.
CGGGGCGCGGCGCUCACUGCCGAGGCUUGGGAGAGAGAGGCCGGGCAGGCGGCGGGCGGCGCGGCUCUCAACGUGAUUGACCGACUGACCCUCGGGCUGACGCGCUGACCGGCGGACGGCGGAGGCGGGAGUCAGGAGCCGCGCCGAGCGACGCUGAGAACAAGCGCGUCAGGUUCCGCGGCCGCCGCUCGGUCGGUGUGCUGAAUGAAGCGCCCGCCCCGCUGAGCCCCGAGCCCGGCGCGUUCCCCGCAAGAUGGACGGUUUCGCCGGCAGCCUCGAUGAUAGUAUUUCUGCUGCAAGUACCUCUGAUGUGCAAGAUCGCCUCUCAGCUCUUGAGUCACGAGUUCAACAGCAAGAAGAUGAAAUUACUGUGCUAAAGGCAGCAUUGGCUGAUGUUCUGAGGCGUCUUGCAAUCUCUGAAGAUCAUGUAGCCUCAGUGAAAAAGUCCGUGCCAAGUAAAGGCCAACCAAGCCUUCGAGAAGCUAUUUCUAUGUCCUGUAUAACCAAUGGAAGUAGUAUAAACAGAAAACAGAACCACACCAGCUCUAUAUCAAUAGCAAGAAAAGAAACUCUUUCUUCGGCUGCUAAAAGUGGUACAGAAAAAAAGAAAGAAAAGCCACAAGGACAGAGAGAAAAAAAAGAGGAAUCUCACUCUAAUGAUCAGAGCCCACAAAUGCGAGCGUCACCUUCUCCCCAGCCCUCUUCACAGCCUCUCCAAAUAAACAGACAAGCUCCAGAGAGCAAGAGCUCUGCUCCCACCAAAAGCAUAAAACGUCCAUCAACAGCUGAAAAGUCACAUAACUCAUGGGAAAAUUCAGAUGAUAGUCGUAAUAAAUUACUGAAAACUGUUUCAACAUCAAAACUAAUAUCAAAGGUCAUAAAAAAUACAGACAAACAUAAAGAUGUCAUCGUCAAUCAAGCAAAAAUGUCAACCCGGGAAAAAAACAGCCAAGAAGGAGAAUAUAUUAAAAUGUUUAUGCGAGGUCGGCCAAUUACAAUGUUCAUUCCUUCGGAUGUUGACAACUAUGAUGACAUCAGAACAGAACUGCCUCCUGAGAAGCUCAAACUGGAGUGGGCAUAUGGUUAUCGAGGAAAGGACUGUCGAGCCAAUGUGUACUUGCUUCCCACGGGAGAGAUCGUUUAUUUCAUCGCUUCAGUGGUGGUCCUGUUUAAUUAUGAGGAGAGGACUCAGCGGCACUACCUGGGUCAUACAGACUGUGUGAAGUGCCUUGCUAUACAUCCUGACAAGAUCAGGAUCGCAACUGGACAGAUAGCCGGAGUGGACAAGGAUGGAAGGCCUCUACAACCCCACGUCAGGGUGUGGGAUUCAGUAAGUCUUACCACACUGCAUGUGAUUGGACUUGGGACUUUUGAGCGUGGUGUCGGAUGCCUGGAUUUUUCAAAAGCAGAUUCAGGUACUCAUUUAUGUGUAAUUGAUGACUCCAAUGAACAUAUGCUCACUGUAUGGGACUGGCAGAAAAAAUCAAAAGUAGCAGAAAUAAAGACAACAAACGAAGUUGUUUUGGCUGUAGAAUUCCAUCCAACAGAUGCAAAUACAAUAAUAACAUGUGGUAAAUCUCAUAUUUUUUUCUGGACCUGGAGUGGCAAUUCACUAACAAGAAAACAGGGAAUUUUUGGGAAAUAUGAAAAACCAAAAUUCGUUCAAUGUUUGGCAUUCUUGGGGAAUGGAGAUGUUCUCACUGGAGACUCAGGUGGAGUCAUGCUUAUCUGGAGCAAAACCACGGUGGAUCCCCCACCUGGGAAAGGCCCUAAAGGAGUAUAUCAGAUCAACAGACAAAUCAAAGCUCACGAUGGCAGUGUGUUUACACUUUGUCAGAUGAGAAAUGGGAUGCUAUUAACUGGCGGCGGGAAAGACAGAAAAAUCAUUUUGUGGGAUCAUGAUCUGAACCUUGAAAGAGAAAUUGAGGUUCCUGAUCAGUAUGGCACAAUUAGAGCAGUUGCAGAGGGAAAGGCAGAACAGUUCUUAGUAGGCACUUCACGAAACUUUAUUUUACGGGGAACAUUUAAUGAUGGCUUCCAAAUAGAAGUACAGGGUCAUACAGAUGAACUCUGGGGCCUCGCAACACAUCCCUUCAAAGACUUGCUCCUGACGUGUGCUCAGGACAGGCAGGUGUGCAUGUGGAACUCAGUGGCACACAGGCUGGAGUGGACCAGGCUUGUGGAUGAACCAGGACACUGUGCAGACUUUCAUCCCAGCGGUACUGUGGUGGCCAUCGGAACACAUUCAGGCAGGUGGUUUGUUCUGGAUGCAGAAACAAGAGAUCUGGUGUCGAUCCACACGGAUGGGAACGAGCAGCUCUCUGUGAUGCGCUACUCAGUAGAUGGUACUCUUUUGGCUGUGGGAUCUCAUGACAACUUUAUUUACCUCUACGCCGUCUCAGAAAAUGGAAGAAAAUACAGCAGAUAUGGAAAGUGCACUGGGCAUUCUAGCUACAUCACACACCUUGACUGGUCCCCAGACAAUAAGCAUAUAAUGUCUAACUCGGGUGACUACGAGAUACUGUACUGGGACAUUGAAAAUGGCUGCAAACUAAUCAGGAACCGAUCAGAUUGUAAGGACAUCGAUUGGACAACAUAUACCUGUGUGUUAGGCUUCCAAGUCUUUGGGGUCUGGCCGGAAGGAUCCGAUGGAACAGACAUCAAUGCACUGGUUCGAUCCCACAAUAGAAGAGUGAUCGCCGUAGCCGAUGAUUUCUGUAAAGUUCAUCUGUUUCAGUAUCCCUGCUCCAAAGCAAAGGCUCCCAGUCACAAGUACAGUGCCCACAGCAGCCAUGUGACCAACGUCAGUUUUACUCAUAAUGACAGUCACCUAAUUUCAACUGGCGGGAAGGAUAUGAGCAUCAUUCAGUGGAAGCUAGUGGAAAAGUUACCUUUGCCUCAAAAUGAGGUCAUAACAGACACCGGCUUAACCAAAACCUCUGCCUCUUCCACUGAAAAUGCCAGGCCGUCUAACCCUCCCCCGCUGCCUCCUUCCCAACCGUUACCUGGGACAGUUGAAGAAGAUAGCAGAAUGAGCAGCUCCCCCACGCUUGUGGACAACAGCCUGGAGCAGAUGGCAGAGCCCAGCGAGGAGCAGAGUGAGUGGGGCAGCGAAGACCUUGGUGUGGUGAUUGGUGAAGAGCCUGCUAGUGAAUUAGGUGAGAAGCAGGGGGCAGCUGAGCUGCCUGAGGAAGAGCAAGGCACGGCACCCCUGUGCUAAAGCCCGGGCCGGGUAACAGGACGGGCAGUGACAGCCAUCACUGUGGGUGGAGGUUUGUUUCCCAUGAGACCAGACCGAUGGCAGUCCGGUGUGCCGUCAGUGAGCUAGAGCAAACCAGGAGACUGUUUGGUAGAUGUUCACAACUUAACCAAACUUAAAAGCAGCAGGAGACUAGCAGGGGAGUGUAUCUAAGAAAUCCAUGUGUGGGGUGCAGACACUGGAAACAAAACUGCAGCUGUACCCAUUGGAAGAAACCUGUUAUCUGACCGAGAUUUCCUCGUAACAGCUGGAGGCCUUGCAGGCACCAUCGCUCACUCAAUCGCUCGCUCGGCUGCUGGCUCAGGCUGCCAUUUUUUCCUGAUGCAAAAAAAAAGCAAGCAGGAAAAAGUGCUCUUAUUGUGAGACCACUCCGAUGUCUAACGGGAACUUUUUAACUAAGGAGAAUUUAAGUAUUGCCUAGUGCGACAGUGCUGCCUUUCCAUGUGAUCCUGCAUUUUCUUACAGCACCCGAGAUGUCCAGACGUGCUUGGGAGUAGGCUGCUCGCUAGGUGCUGCCUUCUAAGUUAUAACGAGGAGCCGUCCUCAGUGGCUUGUGUACAAAUUGCUUUAUCCCAGAAGCAAGCCUUGGUUUGUUGAAGAGCUUUUUUGGUUUUUUUGAUUUGGUUUUUCGAGACAGGGUUUCUCUGUGUAGCCCUGGCUGUCCUGGAACUCACACUGUAGACCAGUCUGGCCUCAAACUCAGAAAUCCGCCUGCCUCUGCCUCCCAGAGUGCAGAGAUUACAGGCGUGUGCCACCACUGCCCGGCAUUGAAGAGCUUUUAAUGUCUAGUAAACCAUGAUUCUGAGAGAGUCGAUUCUCCAAGGAGUCUUUCACUGGCCUAAACAUUCUCUAAUGUUUGGCAUUCAAGGGAAUGGAAGGAAAAACAACCGCAUGCCUUUAACAGAUGAAUUGUAAUGGUGACCUGCUAACUGUCGCUAGCCUUCAGCGCUAUCUGUCCCCUCACACCGUUGUUAAAUAGUCAAAUUGGUGCUUGAAAUUCAUUGGUCUAGUUGUAAUUUUUAUACAAAUUACACCAAGAGAUAAGCCUUUUUUAUAGAAGUGUGAUAGUCACAGUGCUGCCUCCAGGCGGCACCCUUUGCAGUCGUGCUGUCUGUGGGCGUCUCCUCCUCCUGGGAGCCCUGCAGCCCUUGUGUCGCUGGCCUUGAUUUGGGCAGUGUUAGUGUACCUGAGCAAGUUGGGCUUUUCUAAGUUUUGUCAGAUAACUAUUUUUCCUAAGUAUGUGUUUCCUACUUAAAUUACUGACAAGUGUGCAUUUCCUAUGUUUGUUUAUACUUUGAUUACAAAACCAUAUUUUUUUUUAACUUGCUAUAUUGUUUUCAUACUUUUUUGUUGUUGGAUUAUGUAACUUUUCCUAAGUUCGGAAGUCUUAAGUGUGCAAGCGUUUACGUGAUUGUGCCAUUCCAGAGUGCAUCAGAACUGUCAUUCCCUUCCAGUACCUUCUCAGGAGUAACAUAUCAGGUAUGUCAUCAUCGCUUGGAACCGUGAAUGCUCCCAUGAACGCCAAGGACACUCGACACGAUUCACAUGCUAUGCAGAGGGUGUGUGGAGGAACAAGAGAGAGCAGCGUAUCUGAAUGAGAUGUACACAUCCACCUUUUCAGUGAAAGUCUGUGUCUAGGUGUAUGUCCAUUGUAUCUCUCUCCUUUUGUUUACAACUUUUUUUUUAAUUAAGUAAAACAAAAACAAAAAAAACUCACCUCAAAUAGCUCUCUUCCAAAGAGGAGAUUUCAAGCCACCUGACUUCUUCAGUGCAGUCUUUACCCAGCUGUCAGAGAGCACAGCUUCAGGCGUCUCUGUCCACCAGCUAGCAGUGGAGAUGAAAUCAAGUCCUUGCAAAAUGGAUACUAGGAAAUGAACAAGCAAUUCGAGAAGAGAAUGUGCUUCUCUCAGUGCCUGGAGGACGCAGCUCUCCACAAGCAGGGACUUUAUUUAGGGACAUCUGUCACCUUUGGGGUUGCCAUGUACAGUGAGAUUUAUAAUCAUGAUACUCUUGGGUGGUAGUUUCCAAAGACACUACUAAUGUGCAGAGAGCGUUCCAGCCUCGAGUGCUGGCAACUACUGUUUCAUGUCAGUCAGUCUGUGAUGAUGGUUGGAAGGAUGUGGGAUUAUGAAAUUGUUUUUGUUUUUUGUUUUGUUUUGUUUUGUUUUUAGAAAACUUGUGAAUGACAAUGAACCCAAGUGUUCCAUGUGAAGAUGAGCCAUUUCUAUCAUGCAUUCCGAUGUCAUGGCAGAAAAUUUUGAAGAUAAAAAAUAAGAUAAUCAAAGUGU